AUGAUUGGGAGUCUUCUGUAUCUUACAGCUAGUCGUCCUGAUAUUUCCUUCAGCGUCGGUGCUUGUGCCCAUUACCAAGCCAGUCCUAAAGAGUCUCACCUUCUUGCGGUAAAACGCAUCAUCAAAUAUGUUAAUGGGACAGUGGGGUAUGUGGUUUGGUUUUCUAUUGAUACUACAGCUGAAAUUAGUGGUUUUUCUAAUGUCGAUUGGGCAGGGUGUGCUAAUGAUAGGAAAAUUACCGCUGCUGGCCUUGCUGAGGAGGCUGAGUUUGAUGCUACCACAGCUGGUGGUGAGGCGGAUGCUGUUCCGCCUCGGGCGUUUCGUGACCAACUUCAACAUUUCGAGGAUGCUAUGACUUAG
Molecule: messenger RNA, 360 nt
Organism: Camellia sinensis
Lineage: Eukaryota; Viridiplantae; Streptophyta; Magnoliopsida; Ericales; Theaceae
Source: RefSeq, a predicted model, not a curated record